GUUUCUUAUUUUUUUUAUAGAAAGAAAGAAAAAGGAAAACUUUUGCCUCUAAAUCUUCCACAGAAAUGGGGCAGGAAAUUAGUGAAUGGAACAACAGCCUUAUAGAUAACAAGGAGAACUGUUCUACUUGGUUCAUUGUUAUCAUGGUGCUUGCCGCCCUUCCCAUGUUUUGUUACAAAACCACCCAAGGACCCUUCAUGAAAAUAUUAUCAGAAUUUACAAUCAGAUGCGAAAUACCCGAGCUAGAGUCGAAAGAUUGGAAUCCCGAACAAAUUAGAAAUAUAUCUGCUCCAACAGAUAUGGUAUCAGAUAGCUGUUCAACUCUGAAUAUUGAUUACAAAACCAUAUCACAAAUGAGUUACCAAGAUGCAUUGAAGUAUGUGAGAAAUUUGCAAANAACAAUAACUCGAAAUUUUUACAAAAAUCACCGUUUAAGAAGUGAAAUCCACGUCAAAAUCCACACAGUAUUUUUCAUCAAAAGUCGCUAG
Molecule: messenger RNA, 488 nt
Organism: Agrilus planipennis (emerald ash borer)
Lineage: Eukaryota; Metazoa; Arthropoda; Insecta; Coleoptera; Buprestidae
Exons: 3
Coding region: 66-488 (140 amino acids)
Source: RefSeq, a predicted model, not a curated record